GCGCUUGCAACUUGGAAGCAAAUCGCUCGAUCAGGCAGAUAAUUGACUCCCCUGGCAUUGACAUGGCCUUCCCAUCGAAUCGAAUCGAUCGAUCCUACGGAGUAGUAUAUUUAGCUUGGAUUUCUCAAGAACACCUAGUACAGUACUAGCAGUACACUUGGUUAGGCGAACGGAACACAACGCAACGCAGUGGAUCUCAUUUCACUCGCCCGCGCGCAAGCGCAAUAAAUAGGUGAGGCUGGCCGGAGGAGCUUCAGCUAGCUGAGGUCAGUAGCUAAGCUCCUCUGCUCAUGCCCCAUGCUAUUACUAUAGCAGCAGGCUGCCCAUCCCCCACGCAUCCGAUCCCCGCUCGCGGUCGGAGCUAGCAACGAUCGAGCUGACCUUCUCUCUUCUCUAUCUACUGAUAGAUCGAUGGCGAAGCGGCGGCGGCGGUGGCGCCGGCAGCGGUGCUGCUCGUCGGACCCGCCGCUAGCAGUGGCUGCUGCUGCGCUCCUCCUCCUCCUACUCGUCGUCGUCACUGCGGCGCCGGUGGUGGACGCCGCCGCUGCUGGCCGCCACGUGGUCCAGAGGCAUCUGGACAGGAUCAACAAGCCGGGCGUGCGGUCCAUCCACAGCGCGGACGGCGACAUCAUCGACUGCGUGCCUCGCCACAAGCAGCGCGCGCUCGACCAUCCGCUCCUCGCCAACCACACCGUCCAGACGCAGCCGUCCCAGAUGCCGGCGUCGGCGUCUCUCCUUGACCGGCGCCAGCAAUUAAGCCGGCGGGCGUGGCAGACGUGGCACCACUCGGGCCACUGCCCCAGGGGCACGGUGGCCGUCCGCAGGACCGCCGCCGCGGACGUGCAGCGCGCUCGCUCCCUCGCCCUCUUCGGCCGCAAGAAGCAGAUGAGGAGCCCGCUGCCGGCGCCCGACGUCGUCACCGGCAACGGCCAUGAGCACGCGAUCGCGUACACGGCGGCGGAGGUGUACGGGGCGCGGGCAACCAUCAGCGUGUGGGCACCGGAGAUCGACGAGGCCAAUGGCUUCAGCCUCUCCCAGCUCUGGAUCCUCUCCGGCUCCUUCAACGGCUCCGACCUCAACAGCAUCGAGGCCGGAUGGCAGGUCAGCCCUGAGCUGUAUGGGGACAACAGGCCGAGGCUCUUCACCUACUGGACAAGCGACGCUUACGAGGCGACGGGGUGCUACAACGCUCUGUGCCCGGGGUUCGUGCAGACGAGCUCGCGGAUCGCCAUCGGAGCCUCCAUCUCGCCGGUGUCGUCGGUGGGAGGGCCACAGUACGACAUGACGCUCCUGGUGUGGAAGGACCCCAAGCUCGGCAACUGGUGGCUCAGCUACGGCGACGGCGCCGGCGGCCUCGUCGGCUACUGGCCCGCCGAGCUCUUCACCCACCUCUCCGACCACGCCACCAUGGUCGAGUGGGGCGGCGAGGUCGUCAACACCCACCCGCCCGGCUCCGCCCACACCGCCACGCAGAUGGGCUCCGGCCACUUCGCCGCCGAGGGCUUCGGCCGGGCCGCCUACUUCCGCAACCUCGAGACGGUGGACGCCGACAACAGCCUCGCCGCGGUACCCCUCGACGCCAUCCAGACAAUGGCGGAGGACGCCGGCUGCUACGACAUCCGCAAGGCCUACGACGACGACGACGGCCGAGGCGGAUGGGGCGCACACUUCUACUACGGCGGCCCAGGCCACAAUACGGCCUCUUGCCCCUAAGCGCUUAUUAAUUAAUUACCUCAUCCAAUAUUCAUCAUCACGUCUCCAUCUGUAAUGUCGUCAUGCAAUUCGAUCCAUAUCCUCCUCGGCUCCUCCGCUUGGUCUC
Molecule: messenger RNA, 1819 nt
Organism: Oryza sativa Japonica Group (Japanese rice)
Lineage: Eukaryota; Viridiplantae; Streptophyta; Magnoliopsida; Poales; Poaceae
Product: protein neprosin
Source: RefSeq, a predicted model, not a curated record